AUGCAUUCACAGUAUCCGCGACAAGCACACCUGCAUAGUGUUACCAAAUGCCGACCGUCACCCCGAGCACUCAUCACCUAUGAGGUGGUCGAGGCCCCGCAGGACGAGAUAAUGACGACAAGACUAUCAAGCACGUCUAGUGCACACAACUGUUCUCCGGUACUCGAAAGCAGCAUGGAUUCGUUUGACUCCGUAAAGACAACUCCACAAAUCAACCCGCAACACCGGCGCCCUAGACGAACUCGGCCUCGCAAAGCCCCUGUUCGACAACUCGUCCUUGACGAGGAGGAAAUGCUCAAAAUACCCAGCCCCGAUAUGCUUAAUAGUAUGAUACGCGGAACGGUGGAAUUAAAUGGUAGGUUCUGGUAG
Necator americanus (New World hookworm) is the source of this 369-nucleotide messenger RNA. RefSeq lists its product as uncharacterized. The transcript has a single exon. NCBI's taxonomy places the organism in Eukaryota, Metazoa, Nematoda, Chromadorea, Rhabditida, Ancylostomatidae. The record is from RefSeq and is a predicted model, not a curated record. Bases 1 to 369 code for a protein of 122 amino acids.